CAGAUGGAGAACAGGACAGAAAUCACAGAGUUCAUCCUCCUAGGACUAACCAAUGCCCCAGAAAUACAAGCUCCCCUCUUUAUCUUGAUCAUGCUUAUCUAUUUCAUUAAUGUUGUUGGAAACCUCGGGAUGAUUGUUUUGAUUCUCACUGAUUCUCGUCUCCACACUCCCAUGUAUGUUUUCCUCAGCAAUUUGUCUCUGGUAGACGUUGGAUACUCCUCAGCUGUCACUCCCACGGUCAUGGCCGGGCUCCUUCUUGGACACAAGGUCAUCUCCUACAGUGAUUGUGCUGCUCAGAUGUUCUUCUUUGCAGCCUUUGCCAGCGUGGAGAAUUUCCUCUUGGCAUCCAUGGCUUAUGACCGUUUUGCAGCUGUGUGCAAACCCCUCCAUUACUCCACCACCAUGACCACAAGUGUGUGUGCCUGUGUGGUCAUAGGCUGCCAUGUCUGUGGUCUCCUGAAUGCCUCCAUCCACGUGGGGGAGACGUUCAGUCUCUCCUACUGUGAGUCCAACGUGGUCCAUCACUUCUUCUGUGAUGUUCCGGCAGUCAUGUCUCUGUCUUGCUCUGAUAGACAUGUCAAUGAGCUGGUUCUUGUUUAUGUAGCCAGCUUCAAUGUCUUUUUUGCCCUCCUAGUUAUUUUGGUGUCCUACCUAUUCAUAUUUGUCACCAUUCUAAAGAUGCGCUCAGCUGCAGGAUACCAGAAGGCUCUGUCCACUUGUGCCUCCCACUUCAUUGCUGUCUCCAUUUUCUAUGGGACAGUUAUCUACAUGUACUUACAGCCCAGCUCCAGCCACUCCAUGGACACAGACAAGAUCGCCUCUGUCUUUUACACUAUGGUCAUCCCCAUGCUGAACCCCUUGGUCUACAGCCUCAGGAACAAGGAGGUCAAGAGUGCAUUCAAAAAGGUAGUUUUAGAGGGAAAAUUCUUUCUAAGAUUUUGA
Molecule: messenger RNA, 942 nt
Organism: Sciurus carolinensis (gray squirrel)
Lineage: Eukaryota; Metazoa; Chordata; Mammalia; Rodentia; Sciuridae
Product: olfactory receptor 5B3-like
Exons: 1
Coding region: 4-942 (312 amino acids)
Biological process (GO): sensory perception of smell; G protein-coupled receptor signaling pathway
Cellular component (GO): membrane
Molecular function (GO): odorant binding; olfactory receptor activity; G protein-coupled receptor activity
Source: RefSeq, a predicted model, not a curated record